Quercus lobata is the source of this 273-nucleotide messenger RNA. RefSeq names its product gibberellin-regulated protein 12-like. The transcript has 3 exons. NCBI's taxonomy places the organism in Eukaryota, Viridiplantae, Streptophyta, Magnoliopsida, Fagales, Fagaceae. Bases 1 to 273 code for a protein of 90 amino acids. The record is from RefSeq and is a predicted model, not a curated record.
AUGCCGAAGCUAUCUUCUGUUGCUACAGCCUUCUUUCUUAUCUUUGCCUUGGCCAUUUUCAGUGAAGUCUAUCCCCUAAAAGCGCUCUUCUGGUGUGCACCGGCCUUUGACGUUCGGUGCUCUGCAACUUCACAUAAGAAGCCUUGUUUAUUCUACUGCAACUAUUGUUGUGCGAAAUGUUUAUGCGUCCCCUCCGGCACGUACGGGCACAAGGAGGAAUGUGCAUGCUACAACAAUUGGAAAACUAAGGAAGGCGGACCCAAGUGCCCAUGA